Molecule: messenger RNA, 1005 nt
Organism: Temnothorax curvispinosus
Lineage: Eukaryota; Metazoa; Arthropoda; Insecta; Hymenoptera; Formicidae
Product: DEAD-box ATP-dependent RNA helicase 42-like
Exons: 2
Coding region: 1-1005 (334 amino acids)
Source: RefSeq, a predicted model, not a curated record
AUGGCAGGAACGAUGUCGAGAGAAGGUCAAAGGAAGGAGAAGGAUGGUUGGGGUAAGGAAAUUAUGAAGGAAAUUAUGAAUGAACUGAGGGAAAUGAGACAAGAACUCUUGAAAGAGGUAAAACGGGAAGGAGAGGAACUCAGACAAGAAAUGAAGCAGAUAAAGAGGCAGCUAGAGAGGAUGGAGAAAAGUCAGGCUCCAGGGAGACAAAGGAAGGAAAGUGGAGGACGAGGAGAAGCAGAGAAGAGGAGAGUAGACGAAAGUGAUGGCGUCGCAGACGUUGGGGAGAAACCCAGUGAGGAAGAGAUAGAAAGAGAAGAAAAAAUCCAUAAAGGAAGAUGUGUGGAAGAAAGAUCGAAACACGAAGGAGAGAGACGCACAGAAAGAGGAGGGGGUGACAAAGGACGGAGCAGAAAUGGACGGGAGGAGGUGACAAGUGAGGAGGAGGAGAGUAGCGAAGAAUCGUGGAAGUCUGACAGAAGAGAGGGCAAAGGAAAAGGCAAUGACACGCAUGAGAGGACAAUGGAAAGAAGAGGAGGGGACGUCAAAACGGAAAAGGAAAAGGAGCGUUGCGAAAAAGUGAGCGAAGAUGGAUCGGCAAGUAAGGAGAAAAAGAAGGAGCGGAGAACAGACGGGGAGACAGGUAGCGAAGGAGGUAGAAAAGCAGAGAGGAAAGGUAGAGGCGCAGAGAGUGUAAAGAGUAAUGCUUGGGAGAUGGUAAAGAGAAGAGAAGAGAAAGUGAAAAGUGAAAGGGAUAGAAGCGGUGCAGGACCAGUAGAAAGGAAAGAAUUUAUGGAGAUCAUAGCCGAGAUGGCGCUGGACAGGAAGGUGGGAGUGAAAGGCGUGGUGGAGAUAAAAGGAGAAGGAAAGAAGGAGUUACUGCUAGUGGAGGAGGAGGAGGAGGAGGAUAAAAAGAAGCUUUUUAGGAAACGGUGGGAAAUGAAGAAAAGAUGGGGGGUAAUGGUAAACGAGAAACUGACCAGAGAGGAAAGAUACGUGAGAUAG